This is a messenger RNA of Penicillium canariense, 219 nucleotides long. Its product is annotated as Helicase C-terminal. The record is from RefSeq and is a predicted model, not a curated record. The coding region runs from base 1 to 219 and encodes 72 amino acids. NCBI's taxonomy places the organism in Eukaryota, Fungi, Ascomycota, Eurotiomycetes, Eurotiales, Aspergillaceae. The transcript has a single exon.
AUGAAUGUUGUUAUGAGUAAGGCCGGCGCGGGCGUGGUGCUACGCUGUUUGCUGGGGUGGGAAGUCGACGUUGAUGCUUUGCCCUGGGGCGAGGAGGUAGACGGAGAUGAACUUGGCAUUGGCAGUAGUCGCGAGUUGGCUGGUGGGUGGGAGACGGUUGUUAGUGCCGGUGAGGUUCCGUGGAAGGCUGGCUGCGGCCCUGGCGACAGGCGGGCCUAA